This is a messenger RNA of Cucurbita moschata (crookneck pumpkin), 1372 nucleotides long. RefSeq names its product cyclin-D2-1-like. The transcript is spliced from 6 exons. The coding region runs from base 310 to 1257 and encodes 315 amino acids. Gene Ontology annotation, cellular component: cytoplasm; nucleus; cyclin-dependent protein kinase holoenzyme complex. Gene Ontology annotation, molecular function: cyclin-dependent protein serine/threonine kinase regulator activity. The record is from RefSeq and is a predicted model, not a curated record. NCBI's taxonomy places the organism in Eukaryota, Viridiplantae, Streptophyta, Magnoliopsida, Cucurbitales, Cucurbitaceae. Gene Ontology annotation, biological process: mitotic cell cycle phase transition; regulation of cyclin-dependent protein serine/threonine kinase activity.
AGGUUUUGUGGUUGUGAUUCCUUAUAUGUCCAUUCCCCAUCUUCCUUCUUUAACCUAAAAAGGAACGCCCUUUUCAUCCCCUUCAUAGCCUCCUUCUCUAUUCCGCCAGUCUUUUCAGGCCCCAUCUUCCACAGCUCAGCUCCACGCUAAACGACCAUACACAUUACACUCCACAAGAACAAGCCCCUCUGCUACCCAAUACCCUUUUUGUUCUUAUUCCCUUCAAAAUCCAACCGCAAUCCAUAAUCGCCCGCUCCUGCCUUCUGCCCUCUGUUUUUCGCAGUCCAAAACAGAGAAAAGGGGUUUCUGAUGGCGCCUUAUUAUAUUAGAACUCAUCGGAAUCGGAGCCACCGCCGCGGUGCCUCCGAUGGGUUGCCGUUUAUCAGCGAUGAAUGCUUGAUUGAAAUGGUUAAGAAGGAAACCCAUCACUUGCCUCUUGAUGGGUACCUCGGGAAGUUCCACAACGGCGACUUGGAUGUCCGAGCAAGAACAGAGGCCGUCGAUUGGAUUAAAAAGGUGAGUACUCAUUUCAGAUUUGGACCUCUCUGUAUAUACUUAGCCGUAAACUACUUGGAUCGCUUCCUUUCUGCUUAUGAUCUACCCAAAGGCAAAGCUUGGACAAUGCAGCUGCUUGCUGUGGCAUGUAUGUCCCUUGCAGCUAAAUUGGAGGAGACAGAAGUCCCUCUCUCGUUGGAUUUACAGGUGGGUGGAUCGAAGUUUGUGUUUGAAGCAAGAACCAUUGAAAGAAUGGAGCUUUUAGUGUUGACAACAUUGGGAUGGAGAAUGCAAGCAGUUACACCUUUCUCAUUUAUCGAUCAUUACCUCCGAAAGAUCCACGACGACGAAUUAUCUCUCGAAAUGUCAAUCGGGCAAUCCAGUCAUCUACUCUUGAACAUAAUACAUGGUAUCGAGUUCUUGGAAUUCAAACCGUCGGAGAUUGCAGCAGCUGUGGCGAUAUCGGUCGCGGGGGAAGCUCAAUCAGUGGACCCUGAUAGAGCAAUUCAUCUUCUAAUUCAGCAGCUCCAAAUGGAAAGAGUUCUUAAGUGUCUUAAGUUAAUCGAUGACACGUUCGUCUGCCGGGGUGGGUCGGGGAAGGGCUCGAGUGCGUCGAUGUCGUCGGAGCGACGGAGCCCGAGCGGGGUGUUGGAGGUGACAUGCUUGAGCUAUACAAGCAAUGAUACAGCAGUUGGGUCAUGUGCUAACUCAGAUGCUACAAAGAGGAGGAGAUUGAACAGACCCUGUGAAGUAAAUUUUUGAUGUGGUAAUUUUAAAAUAACAGCGGUAAUUUUAAAGGAAGAGGAGGAGGAAGUGGGAAGUGUUUGAUUUUGAGAUACACUUUCUUCUACGUGGCUAAUUUGUAUUGGUUGAGACC